AUCAUUAUCAUGAUUAUCAAUCACAACCUAUCGUCUCGAAUCACCAUCGUCAUCACCGCUAUCAACAUUCUCCCUUGUCAUUAUCUCAACAUUGAUUUCGCAGUACAAUGGAUUUCGCUGCUUAAUUUUAACAGGUGAAUCGAGGAAGGGCUCGAUACUUGUCGUUGUGCACGUGAUCGAUUGUGAAGUGUCUGAUUGGGCGAUUUGCGAUAAUCUUUUGACUUAUUCUGACGAGACAGUCCCUUUAUAGGUCUCUGCUUCACCUUUUGCAAUGUAGGUAUAGCCUCGACAGCGCUACAUCUAUUUAGACACGCUUCGCUUAAGGUAAUUGUAAAGUCACUUUUAUUUUUAAAGACAAAGAACGACUGGGAAACCAAAGAUCUGGCUUUUGUUUUAAAGUAUUGUAACACGUGCUGGUGUUGUUCGAUCACUGAGAAAGGAGAAGGGCCUACUUGUGUCUACCUCAAAUGUGAUGGGAUCAAAGGGCGUGAAGCUGUAUUGCUUAGAUUGUAAAUGCAAAGAGAAAAGCAAAUGUUAGUGUAUGCUGCGAGUCGGUCAUUGUUAUUCGUUUACGCAACAAAUUAAACUCUGAAAGCAGAACUUAAACGAAGGAUGAGAAAUUCAAAGACCGAGUCACACGAGUCCUAAUAAUAAACGUGGGAAUCGAAGUAAUACAGAGAAGUAAACUUGGUUAUUGGUUGAUGAGAAUUAACAUAUGUGGUGAAGCAAAUAUAAAAUGGAAUACAAGUCGCGUGCAACACAGUGUGAUGAUGAAAUAUAUGGGAAGUUAAAGUUGUAUUUCGAUAGCUUCUCAGAAAAUAAUGCCUUUCUAGGAGAAGAUGAAGCCGAAGAUACGCACCGUGCUAUGCUGUUGAAGCAUGUAUCGCUUAUUGAAGAAUUCGAGCGAGAAAAGGAGGAAAUGAAAGCGAAAUUCAACAGAGAGAAGGAAUCGCUCAAGCGAGCAUAUGAGAACGAAAUCAAGGACUACCGGGCGGAGAUUGAUAAACUGACCAAAAUAAUGGAUUGUAAGAUGAACGAUAUUGAGGCAAAAUGCAAGGAGCAAUAUAGCACUAGAGAAACAUCGCAGCGAGAAAUUUUCGAAAGGGAGCGCCAGACUCUUAAACAGUCUGUACAAGAACAGAUGGACCUUAUGGCUCGAGUAGAGGAGGAACUGCGAAGAAUUUUAACACGCCUAAUCAAGGAGUUGAAGAGAUACGAACCAUCAGCAUGUAAAAAAUUAGAAAAUGAUUUGUGUGAGAAUACUAUCAAAGAAUCUUGUGCUACUUGGUUAAAAGAGAUUUUUGCUGAAAACGGAAUACCAAAAAUUAAAUUGGAAAAGGUUGGCACCUUGUUUACCUCGAGAGGUACCUCUGAGGGUAAGAACAGGGUCAAAAGUAAACAAGAUGCAGGGGAAGAUGAACUUUACCAAGUGGGAGAGGUUUUUAGGCAGCAGAAAAAAGAAUUAACUGAAAUAUUUAUGAAAGAAAAAAAACAUCUGGAAGAAGAGAUUAAAAAUAAUUGCUUAGAGUACAAGAAAAAGCUAGAUCGAGAAUACGAAGAAAGAAUUAAGAGUGAAGUUGACGUUUGGCAAGAAACGAUAAAAGAAUACGAGCGAGAAAUUGAUAUUCUAAGGUAUGAAAGAGAACGAAUGGACCGGAAUUAUUGCGUGGAAAUCGAUCGGCUGAAGCUUGAGACUGAAAAGGAGAAAGUGGAAAUUCGUUCCAAGUAUAUGAAGGAAAGAGAAUUGUUAAGAAAAUCUUUGUCUGAUACUGUUAUGAAUAAAAUGAUUCGAGAAACUGGCCUAAACCACGUGGCAAACCAAAUCAGUAAAUAACACAUUAUUGCAGGUACCUGUAAAUCAACAAUGUCUUGAAGAACUAGAGGUCAGCAACGCCAGAAAAGAUGCUUGAGGGAGCAAAAAGUGGUGAAUGGUUGUAGCAUGAGUGGCGUUAUUGGCAAACUCCUUCAAAAGAAAGCUUUUGGUCUCAUUAAUUAAAUGUUGAAUUGUUAUACUUUGUUUAUUUGUCUUGUUUGUGUUUAUUUGUGAUUUCCCAUCGUCUGGGUACAUGUUGAAUUAACGACUCUGUUUUAAGACGUUGAAAGUGGAAAAUUUCUAAACUUAAUCGUCAAUGGCAAAAUAAACUUGUUCUAAAAGUCCUGAACACACCGACAGAUUCCAAAAAAGUUGUUAACCUCCCUCCAGACAAAAACAUCCCAGAAGGCAAACCUUCCUCACAAAACAAUAGAAAAUGGGCGUGGCUUGGGUGUAUCCUUGGAGCUUCUAUUGUUUUUCGUGGACCUUCCUCCGGUCAGUGGCUGUGCGACCGUAAUGUUUUCCUGACUCUGCACACCGAUACAACUAUCUUUAUCAUGUCAUAGAAAAACAGAAUUGCGUGGGAAAACAAGGUACAAUUUUGCUCUGGUAUAUCUCAAAGGAUGCAUGAACGAAAAAUGCGAUAUCUAAUCCUAGAAAAAAGAAAAAUAAAUAUUAUUGCAGUGAUGGAAUUACCAUUGUUUAUUCACGAGUUUUACUUUGUCAUAUUUAUUCAAGCCCCCACUUUAUUGAAGUUCACUUUCUGCACCACUGUACCAUUAAACCUGUAAUCUGUGUUUUGCUCGUUCGAUGUUUAAGGAUAUUGCCGAAAACUCCCUAUAGUAAAUUAUUAUGCAUGAAAUGUAACUAUUCAUUCAUGUCAUUUAAUGAACGCCUUCGAAUGUAAAUAAAAAUUGAAAAUUUUCUUUAGAAAUUAUUAGAAUGUCCGUAGUGGAAUUGUAGUUGUAAUUGAAACAUUAUAAAAGAGUGUAUACUUCUCGAAA
Messenger RNA from Rhopilema esculentum, 2817 nucleotides. Lineage: Eukaryota; Metazoa; Cnidaria; Scyphozoa; Rhizostomeae; Rhizostomatidae. The record is from RefSeq and is a predicted model, not a curated record.